Molecule: messenger RNA, 1206 nt
Organism: Histoplasma capsulatum G186AR
Lineage: Eukaryota; Fungi; Ascomycota; Eurotiomycetes; Onygenales; Ajellomycetaceae
Product: phosphatase PP1 regulatory subunit sds22
Exons: 6
Coding region: 1-1050 (349 amino acids)
Molecular function (GO): protein binding
Source: RefSeq, a predicted model, not a curated record
AUGACCAAACCGCAUCUGGAGUCCCCAGUCUCAACUCUAACCCCAACCCCGGCUACAAAUACCGAGAUGAAAGACUGUAGUGCGGCAAUGAACGAUGGUAAAGGCUGGGAUGGCAAGCUUCGGGUCGAGCGCCAUGCCGUGCUUGCAAAUCCUGAAGCUCUCGAAGACCAAGACCAUUCAGAUGAAAAUGACCCGCCCCCGGAAACGAUAGAGGCUGAUGAGGACCUGCUCUCGGAUUUGGCUGACGAUGUUGAGAAGCUCUGCCUCCGACAGAACCAAAUAUCUCAAAUCAAUUUUCCAGAAAACCUCGGCCCAACGCUUACCGAUUUAGAUCUCUACGACAAUUUGAUCACGCGUAUUAAAGGACUAGAUGCCCUCACAAAGCUCACCAACCUGGAUUUUAGUUUCAACAACAUCAAACAUAUCAAGAAUAUCUCGCACUUGGUACACUUGAAGGACCUAUACUUUGUGCAGAAUCGAAUACAAAAGAUUGAGGGGUUGGAUGGAUUGAGGGCGUUGAGAAAUUUGGAGCUUGCGGCCAAUAGGAUUAGGGAGAUUGAGAAUCUGGAUGACCUCACUGCUCUAGAAGAACUGUGGUUAGGAAAGAAUAAGAUCACCGAAAUCAAGAACAUCGAUGCCCUUACCAACCUGAAAAUCAUCUCUCUCCCUUCAAACCGCCUGACAACCAUCUCUGGCCUCUCAAAUCUCCAUAACCUCGAAGAGCUCUAUGUCUCUCACAAUGCUAUCACCGCUAUAUCCGGUCUAGAAAAUAACACCAACCUCCGCGUCCUCGACAUCUCCAGCAAUCAGAUCAGUAAACUAGAAAAUAUAUCGCAUCUCUCCCAUCUCGAAGAGUUCUGGGCUUCCAACAACCAGCUUGCUAGCUUCGAUGAAGUCGAGCGUGAGUUGGGAGAUAAAAAGGAGCUGAAGACAGUGUAUUUUGAGGGGAAUCCUUUGCAAACGGCCUCUUCGGUGCUCUAUAGGAAUAAAGUCCGGCUGGCAUUGCCGCAGAUUCAACAGAUUGAUGCGACGUACUUGCGUGUAUCGUAAGAAGCAUGUUAUUUUAGUAACCGCUCCCCUCCCCUGACAUUUCUCACCGAGACUGCCAGCAGGAUGCAGGAAACAAGAGGAGUGUCUUCAAAUAUGGUCUACGUUCACAGCGCGUCUCCUUAUAAUAAAAUAUCGCUUCGUAGAUGUGGUAGACAU